AUGAGUGGUACCACCCCAUCACCGCCACCAACUUCGCAAACCACAAACGAACAUAACAGUCCAUUACAAGAACGUCCAAGUGGUAUAGAUGAUAUACUAAAUGCUGUUGAUAAAGCAGUAGAAGCUGAAGAGGAAGACCGACAGAGGCGAGCGAUGGCUGAGGUAGUGUAUACAACCCACGGCGAAGUACCUAGUCCACCGCACUCCCCAAACAAAGAGAAUUCAUUUGAAGGAGCUGAGAAUGGAGAUGACUUUAGUGAUGCUGAAUAUGAAAAAGAUGUGGGUGUAGCGCGUCCCGUAGGAGCUGAUGAGUCGAGUAGUUCUGGGGAUGAAGGCGACGAUUUGUUUAACCCGAAGUUGAUGGAAGAGGAUUAUCUUGAAGGGGAGUCGAGUGACUAUGAUAUCCCAAAUUUAAUUAAUAACGACGUAGAAGUCAAUCCCGAUGUCGACCCCUAUGAAGCGCGUCGGAAAGCGGAAGAACAAAUGGACGAGCGCGACAGAGAACUUCGCCAUUUACGUGGGGAAUUUUCCGAAGAGUCUUUUGAUGAAGGAAAUGAUUCUGGCGAGGCUUUCAAUCAAAUGAUAGAAGCAAAGAAGAAAUUGGAGAUCGAGAAACUUGCGAUGAAAGAGGACAAAAUGCAAUUCGUCGCGCCUCCUGUCAUCGUCGGGUUGUCCGAGAAAGAAGUUGGGAACCGAUUUAAACAGCGUGACGUCGAGAAACUUCCGAUGGACCAAUUGAAAAUGCGAAUGGAAGACGGCGAGUUGAAAUUGGGCCACAUCGAAAUCGCAAAGAUCAAA
This is a messenger RNA of Entamoeba invadens IP1, 798 nucleotides long. RefSeq lists its product as hypothetical. The transcript has a single exon. Gene Ontology annotation, molecular function: ATP binding; DNA binding. The record is from RefSeq and is a predicted model, not a curated record. Gene Ontology annotation, biological process: DNA replication initiation. Gene Ontology annotation, cellular component: nucleus; MCM complex. The annotation marks the transcript as partial. Lineage: Eukaryota; Evosea; Mastigamoebida; Endamoebidae.